UUUUUGGCAAAAGGCGAAGGUUCAGCUAAAGUGCGCCGUGCCACUUCACCUCCAAAAGGUGCUGGUUAGAACUGGCUACCUGAAUUCGGCUCUGAAGGACUUAACGGAUGCACAAAUCGACAAGAUUGAGAUGGACAUAAAACGGCUUCCAGAGCUAGUGAAUCUGCCACCGGGACACCCCAACGUCAAAUCUAUCUGCGGAAAGUACGUAGAGCACAGCAAAGACUUUGCGAUCAUGUCCGGUGAAAGAGCGCUGCUCUUGAACUUGGCUAAAGCCGUGCAAGAUAAAGGUUGGCCCUACUUCACCAAGAGCCGUGCACGAGCAGGAUCACAACGUGGUGACGAUAGGGACGAGACAGCUUUGAGAACGAAACUGAUUGAUCACUUCACUCAGAGAUCCGACAUGAGUGAGGAUUUUUUGCUAAGUCUGCAACACACACCAAUCAACUUUGACCUCAACAACAAGCGUGUUCUGAUCACAUGUCCAUUGUGUGGUCAACAAAGUGCAUGUAAUACUGAGAGGAGUGGCUCUUGGAAGAUCACCAAUCUUGUAUCGCACGUCAAAAGGCACAUGAAGAGAAACAGCGAACUUGAGAACGGACCAGAAAACAAGCGCAGCAGAACAACUCUGCAUAUCGAAACACUGAAUUCGUCAAGCACCAGCCGGCCGAACGAAUCCUCUUCAGGUCAGUCUGCCCAACUGAACGAGUCUUCAUCGGGAACACCUGAGCGGCUUCACGUUGCAGACACCGUCACACAGAAUAUAAGCCAGCAAGAUGCCACCGAUCAGUCAACGUUGAUUGAUUCCCUGGAGUACGCCGAUUGUGUCGAAAUGACAGAUCACGACACGACACCAAGUGAUACGGAUAAUUUAAACUGAGCAAGUGUCAACAAACGGCCAAUGUUGAUACUUCAAGCCAAGGCCACCACUCAUCUUCUCGACUCAUUACACUCCUACAAAAUGUGCAAGCAAAAUCAGAAAAAGCCAAAAAUCUACAUGGAAUGCGAUACUCGAAAAAGGAACACGAUAUAUUCAUGUACCAGUACAUACAAGGCGGCGCCGAGUUGUAUGAGGACUUUCAGAGAGCGAACACUGUAUGCCCCAGCAAGCGAACGAUUCAGAGAUCACUGCAGAAGAAAGCUCAAAGCUUCGAAGAAGGAAAAUUGCUGAUCCACGAGUUGGUUGAGUUUUUGAUAGGAAUAACCUUCCGAAAGUAGUUGUACUCAGCGAAGACGCAACAAAAUAAAUGGCCAAGUCGAAUAUGACCAUAGCAGGAGACGCAUCUGUGGACUUGUGGCACCAAUAAUGGAAAACGGCAUGCCACAGUGUAAUAUCUUUAAAGCUACCAGCCCGCUGAAGAUUAUCCAGGAUAUCAACAAUUACCCAGUUGGUCGGAACAUCUACGUGUGCAUGGCACAACCACUCGAAGAAGGAGCACCGUCUUUCUGCAUUCAGUACUUUUGCAGCGACAACAGGUUUAGCACGCAGGAUGUCAGCAACCGAUGGGACUACUUUGAUAGGGAAUUCAGUGCAGAAGGAGUACGUGUAGUUGGGAAAUCAACCGAUGGCGAUCCACGAGCGAUAGGAGCAAUGCUCGAUGGUAUGGAAAUGCCACACCUUGUUCAAAGUAUUUACGGAGAACACUUCUGUGCAAAAGCACACAUAAAAUCUGUGCUCCUCCAGGACCCGACCCAUACAACAAAUAAACUACGAGUAAAAGUACUGAAGAAAGAUGCGGAGCUUAUCUUGGGGAACUACAAAGUAUCCAGAGUACAUCUCGAACAGCUUAUUGAUAGAAUUGAUAAGACUGUACACGGGCUUUCAGCGACUGACAUUAACGAAAGUGAUAAAAUGAAGUUCCAGCCGGCGGAGAAGAUGGCCCAACAACGCGUAAUCGAUGCCCUCCAUGAUGAGAUUCCGGAUAGUGAUGCGACUGUCUUAUAUCUUACGAUGAUGAAAGACAUAAUGGAGGUUUUCAUCAAGAAUUCCUCUAGAGAUGUCGUCUCCCCCACCGAAGCUGUGGUCAAAAUCUGGCACGUGGUGUUCGUGUUGCGCGCCUGGAGGAACUACUGCGUAAGAAAGUUCAACGGUCUUAAGCACACGGUAACAACCAAUACGUAUUGGUGUGUUGAACUAAAUGCCCAUAGUUUGGUCAAUUAUAUUGCAUUGUGUCGCGAGGAAGACCUACAAUACUUGCCUGAUCUUCUGCAGAGUCAAACGUGCGAGGGUUUUUUUCGUACAGCGCGAUCGUUCACGAGUACUGAAUCAACCGUUGUAAAUUUUACAAUGAAAGGAUUUGAGACAAAGCUGAACAGGAUUCAGGCCAAAACGGACGUCAGCCAUGAUAAGACACACGGAUUUAGCUUCCGUCGUGUGGACAAGAAGAUUGAUCAACCAAAACGCAAUUGUACUCUACCAACUACCUCAGAAAUACGGGAAUUGAUAGAAAGUGCUCGAGACCAAGCCUACUCAGAACUAAUUCGUCUUGGACUUGAUGACGCGGAAAUCGACUUUAAAGAAAGCAUACUUCUACGACCACGUGCAUCGAGGAACAAGAACAGCGAGACUGGACACUACGAAUUCGUCGACGCGGGUUCUUUUGAACCAGAUGAUGAAGAAUCAGAUGGAGAAAACGAAGAAGAAUCGCUACAUCCGGACAUCAGGAAACACACGGAUCAACGAAGGCUGCGAAUUUUGAAUUUGUUGAUGCUACGACCAUGGACUUCGAUGGAGAGGAAAAUCUGGAUCCAGCUGGACGUGCAGAUGAUGACCGCUUAGAAGAUGUGUUUGAUCCAGAUAGAGUCUACGACAUCGAAGACAUUUUUUCAAACCAAACCAAAAAGUUCAAUCUCGCCAACUCACGUCACCCAAAUCCCAAGCAUUCGUUCAAAAUUAAAAAUUCCAGCGGAAAAAUUGUCCACAUAAAUAUCAAAACAUUUUUGUGGAUGAUUCAAAACGGCCCGAUUCGCUGUAACGUCGACAGGAACAAACGCUUUCACGAAACAUCAAUACAGAACACCUCAACACGCUGUACCGUUAAUGAAGUUCAGGAAUCCAUACACCGUGGCGACUGGGUGGCACUUAAAAGUAAUACGGUUUUGAUAAUAGCACACGUUCACGGCUUUCGGUAUUUGUCUGGAAAGAGAACUGUUUUUACUUUAGAUGAGUGCCCUAUAAAUCCUCC
Molecule: messenger RNA, 3185 nt
Organism: Culex quinquefasciatus (southern house mosquito)
Lineage: Eukaryota; Metazoa; Arthropoda; Insecta; Diptera; Culicidae
Exons: 4
Coding region: 1307-2779 (490 amino acids)
Source: RefSeq, a predicted model, not a curated record